AGCACAUGUUGCGUGUCUCAGUUAAAACACUCUCCAGUUCCGCUCACACCUCACUCUCACUUCUCUGAUAACGGAAACCUUAGAAAAUGCGAGCGAAGCAAAUCCCAUCGUCCUUAACAAGAUCCAAAUCGCCAAUCCUCCUCAUCGUCUUCAUCAUCUCGCUCAUCUUUCUCUCUUUCCUCUUUUUCCUUUCUGCUCCGUCCGAUCCCACCCGCUCCUCCUCCCGUCCCUACCCGCACCUGCCCAUCCGACCCGAAACCUCCUUCGUCGCUUCCCUCGAACACUUUCUCACUCGAAAAUCUCCCAACCACGACCGCACUUCCGACGAUACGGUGCGUACGGUGCUCGAGGAUGACGUCGGUAGAUUCGACGAGAGAAAGUUCGCCAAGGAAAUGGACUGGGUACAUGGUGAGCCGUACUACCCGCUGAGUAUGCCGAUUAGGGUUUACGUGUACGAAAUGCCGACGAAGUUCACCUACGAUUUGCUUUGGUUGUUUCGAAACACUUAUCGAGAUACCUCUAAUCUCACCUCCAACGGCAGUCCUGUUCACCGUUUAAUCGAACAGCAUUCUAUUGAUUAUUGGCUUUGGGCGGAUUUGAUUGCACCGGCAUCUGAAAGGCUAUUGAAAAAUGUUGUGAGAGUUGAUAUGCAGGAGGAGGCGGAUUUAUUUUACGUGCCCUUCUUCACCACGAUUAGCUUUUUCUUGUUGGAGAAGCAACAGUGGAAGGCGUUAUAUAGGGAAGCCUUGAAAUGGGUGACAGAUCAGCCCGCGUGGAAACGAUCUGAAGGAAGGGAUCACAUAUUUCCUAUUCAUCAUCCAUGGUCCUUUAAGUCAGUUCGCAGAUAUGUGAAAAAUGCAAUUUGGCUUUUACCAGACAUGGACUCCACAGGGAAUUGGUACAAGCCAGGGCAAGUUUCACUGGAGAAGGACCUCAUUCUCCCUUAUGUUCCAAAUGUUGAUUUAUGUGAUAGAAAAUGCUUAUCAGAAAGUGAAUCAAAAAGAACCACACUGCUUUUCUUCCGUGGACGACUUAAAAGAAAUGCUGGAGGAAAAAUACGAUCUAAACUUGUUGCAGAAUUAACCACUGCCAAGGAUAUAGUCAUAGAGGACGGAACCGCUGGGGAGGGAGGGAAGGCUGCUGCUCAGAAGGGGAUGCGCAGGUCUAUAUUUUGUUUAAGUCCAGCUGGUGACACUCCUUCGUCUGCUAGAUUGUUUGAUGCUAUUGUCAGUGGGUGUAUCCCUGUUAUUAUUAGUGAUGAAUUGGAGCUUCCUUUUGAAGGAAUACUUGAUUAUAGGAAGAUAGCUAUUUUUGUUUCUUCAACUGAUGCUGUGCAACCUGGUUGGCUUUUAAGAUUUUUAAAAGGCAUUAGCUCUACUCAGAUCAGAGAAAUGAGGAAGAACCUUGCGGAGUACUCCAGGCAUUUCGUGUACUCUAGUCCAGCUCGACCCUUGGGUCCAGAAGAUCUAGUUUGGAGAAUGAUGGCUGGCGUGGCAACAUUACCGGUUCCAAUCCUUUAUCUUGAUCUUCAUUGGUUUGAAGUUACUGUGUAUUGGAAUCAUUCUUUAAACAGUUAUAUUUCUUCUGUAAGGCUGCCUCUUAAAAUAUAUUAAUUAAUUUAAUAUUCAUAAUUAAUUAUAGCUUCUGCUUUUCUGGCUGUUGUUAGAUUCAUGGAGAAUUCAUCCCUUCCAAACUUGUUCUAUUUCAUAUUUGAUUUGGCUGCAUAUGAUUUCGCACAUGCAUGUUGCUAUCUCUUAUCAAAUUCUUUCUGUUCCGUUGUUAUUUUCUAUGACUUUCUUAUUGUGAUGGAAAUUAUUUAAAAAAAAAAAAGGUGCUUUUGGGAUGUAAAAUUAGAUAAUUUCAUUAGUAUGUACUUUAUUUUUUCUUCGUUCUUACCCUCUCACUUAUUUUCUCGUGCUGGUUCAGCACAAGCAAGGGUCGAUUCGGCUCAAAUUAGCCGGCGUGACAUCGGUUGGGCUAGAUCGGGCCCUUGUCUCUUUUGGGCUAACCGUUGGACGAUAAACGGGUAGGAGAAGAAGAGAGGGAAAAAAAAUGAAUAAAGAAAAGGAAACCAAAAAAACAUAUUUUUAAUAUUUUAUUUGUUUGUCCUUUGACACUUGAUAGUUGAUAAUAAUUAAAGCUUUCAUGAUCACACUUAAAAAUCAAUGCAGCAAUUAAAGCUU
Durio zibethinus is the source of this 2183-nucleotide messenger RNA. The record is from RefSeq and is a predicted model, not a curated record. Lineage: Eukaryota; Viridiplantae; Streptophyta; Magnoliopsida; Malvales; Malvaceae.